AGCAGCUCAUGAACACAUCUCUUGGGCGCGUGUCUCUUCGCCCCUGUCUGUCCAGCAGUAACCGCCUCGCUCUCAUGUUUUGAGUCCGGUCCGAGCGGAGACAGUCCAACAUGUCCACCGGGUCUCUCAGCGAUGUCGACGAUGAGCUCCUGGACGGCAUCCUGAAGUUCGGCUCCUCGGGGAAAGAGUCAAACGAGAGCACGGAGGAGAGCUCCAACUGCGAGGGCACGUGCGCCAGCGACGCACCAGGCAAGAAGAGGAAGACAGCGUCCCGGAAAAGUGCAUCUAAGGGUGUGGCGCUGCAGGAGGGCAAGCACGUGCAGAGGAACGCGGCUAACGCUCGGGAGAGAGCCAGGAUGCGCGUGCUGUCCAAAGCGUUCUCCCGGCUGAAGACGUCCCUGCCCUGGGUACCGCCGGACACCAAGCUUUCCAAACUGGACACGCUGCGCCUCGCGUCCAGCUACAUCGCUCAUCUCCGGCAGAUACUGGCCAACGACAAAUAUGAGAACGGAUUUAUCCACCCCGUGAACCUGGUGAGACUCAGCCUGACAGGGCAUCAAAGUGUCUGAUUUUAUAGCCUGUUUAAAAAGUUCGAGGAGUUGCAACCAAGGCCUCAAUUCUCCACAUUUCAGGCUGAAUUAAAAAACCCAAACCGUUCGAAAAACAAAAAAAUGUUGUGCUUUUAUAUACUUGAAAAUUGUUAUAUCCAUUUACAUCUAAAAAGAGAGGGAAAAUGUUUUAAUUUUAAUGAAAUUUAUUAUGGUUGAAGACACUUGCAAGGCCUCUUAUCCGAACAAAAAAGGAUAAUUCUGUGGAGCAGGUGCACGACAGGAAGGAUAAAUAAUAUAAUGUUGAUUUAUUUGGGCCAACAAUCAAACUUUGACUUAAUAUCGUUCUUUGUGAAGCAGUUAAGCAGACCAGAAGACCAGAGGCAGAGUUGACCUUAUUCAGUCUUUUUUAGGGAAAAAUAGGAUACGAAUGGAUGCAAAUAGGCCUGACUCAGUUAAAUAACCAGUUUGGCUCAAUACAAGAAAAUAAUUUUGUUAAUAUGUCAUGUUUACUCCCAUCAGUUCUGUCGAGAUGAGAAACACAUUGUUUUUUUUUUUGGUAGAAUAAAUUAGGUCAGGGAAAACAUGUUUAAUUCAAUGCAUAAAGAUCUGAGUGCUCUUUAAGAUUACCUGAUCAGUGCGUGAUUAAUUAACACAGCAGAUAUUAUACGCUUCUUUAUUUUAGUUAUUCUUAAUUGUACUGUUGAGAAAUACCAUAAGAAGUAUUUGUUCCAAUAAAAUGUCUUUUUCUCCGCAGACAUGGCCUUUCAUGGUCGCAGGCAAGCCGGAGACCGAUUUGAAGGAGAUGCUCAACACAACAAGACUUUGUGGCACAACAGCGUCGUGACGAAACCACGCACAUACCUCGUUAUUUUUUUAAUCAAUUUUUGGAAAUGGGAAAAUAACCUCCAUAUGGACUGAACUGCACGUCUCAUCUCCGGGGACUUCGAGUGGGAAUAAUGGAGAGAUUUGUUUCUCUUCUUCUUUCCUGUAAAGACAUUUUUAUUUAAAUGCUUCCUAUCACCAAAUGUCGUCUUUGCUGGUUCAAAGAUAUAUUGCGUGCUCUUAUAACUACCUUUUUAUAAAAAAAUAUUCUGUAAAUGCAUUUUUUUUACCCAUGCAGAAUUUUUCUCUGGCUGUUGAAUUAAAAUGAAUGUCUAUGUUGUACAGAUUAGGUUCCGCGUAUAUGAAAUAUAUUUGUAUCAGUUUCACCCUUGUGUUUGAGGUAUUUUUUUUAUGUUAUUUGAAUUUAGUCUUUUUUUUCUGUGUGUGGCCCAUGCUUUGACCUGUUCACCUCCUGUUAUCACUGCACUCCUUCAGAAAAGCAGAACCUGAGCACCAACGAAGCGUCCGAGCAGAUAAGUGUCUCUCUGUUGUUUCUGGAAGAUAACGAUGGACGUGGUUGUCAUUACAUAAACAAACAUCUGCUGUCAAAUAUUUUAUUGAAGACUCUCAAACCCCGUAUUCGCUUUUAGUUUAAACCGAUUAAAAUAGAUUAAUAAAAAAUAAACGAUCACGCGCACAGGAGAACUCUAAUUGGAUAGACUUUCACAAAUAUAGCCAAUCAGAUUUGAGCAGCGGAGCGUGUUGCUCGGUCAGAGUUUAGUUCAAACCUUUCUGAAAGGUUGUAGAAAACCUGCCCGCGGAGCUCUGAUCCCGCCCAAAGCUGUUGUUUUAAUUCUCUCGGGUUAUGACCGCUGUGUUUACAUUGAGGAGACAGUUAUUUAUGCGCACUGACACACCGUCUCCCUCUCUUCUCUCUUUUUCCUCUCUCAAUGAGGUUUAUUGGGCUGAGUGUAAAAAAAGGGUGAUGCUACUCAAGUGUUUCCACAUUAAUGUCAUCUUUUUAUUCACCCUCUUCUUAGCUUUGUCUCUUUUAUCACUUAUAUCUGACACCUUAAAAACAAUGUCCACAUUUUCUAGUUAAAUAAGAGGAAAACAGCAUCUCCAAAAGUUGCAUAGGCUACCUGCUCCGUCAAAAAUGGGCUACACUUAUUCAUGUUGUUUCCAUAAAAGGGAAAUUGCAUUGGUUUGUAUGUUUAGCCACUAACAAGGGCUUCAUUUUAUUACUAAUAAUGCUGGGAAAGUCGUGUUUUUGCCACUCCCACUCCUCGAAUUUAACAAGCAGUGAAAAGCAGGAGCAUAUCCAGACUUGUUCUAGGGUGGCCUGAUUGGGGUACUGGCUCAAGCUGGGGUGACAUUCAGGGUGUGUUUGUACCCUGAACUGUAGCCCAUAAAACAUAUGGAGGUAGCUUUAAUGGUAAAGCACUUCUAAAGCCGAGCUAUGAAGCCUUUUGAAAUGCAGACUCAACCUGCUAAGUUUAGGACGUUUUUGGCGGCCUUACUAACAGUUACAAUAUGCCUUCCUCGGUCAUGUAAGGCAUGUUCCUUAUGCAAAACUCGUACAAUAUGAACAUCAAAAGUAUUAAGAUAAUGCUUAUACACUGUGCUGUGGUUCCCUGUGCAUCUGCAUCUGUGACUUUGAGUUGUUGCUGCUGUCUUGGCCAGGUCCCUUGAAAAAGAGUUUUUUUUACUCUUAAGUGGACUAAUCUGAUUAAAUAAAAAAUUAAAACAUUAGACAUAUAAAAAACAAUACAUUGAAAAAAAA
Molecule: messenger RNA, 3156 nt
Organism: Xyrichtys novacula (pearly razorfish)
Lineage: Eukaryota; Metazoa; Chordata; Actinopteri; Labriformes; Labridae
Source: the annotation of a GenBank genome assembly